Messenger RNA from Diaporthe citri, 1143 nucleotides. RefSeq lists its product as uncharacterized. NCBI's taxonomy places the organism in Eukaryota, Fungi, Ascomycota, Sordariomycetes, Diaporthales, Diaporthaceae. Gene Ontology annotation, molecular function: oxidoreductase activity, acting on NAD(P)H. Bases 1 to 1143 code for a protein of 380 amino acids. The record is from RefSeq and is a predicted model, not a curated record. The transcript has a single exon.
AUGUCAGCAGAGACAGGUUUUGUGUCCAAAAUUCCAGAAACACAAUCCGCCAUCACGCAAGACGAGCACGGCCAGCCACGGCUCGUCAAUGGCGUGGCCAUCCCUGCACUUCUGCCAGGCACCGUCCUGAUCAAGACGGCGGCCGUGGCUCUCAAUCCCAGCGACCACAAGAUGGGCGCCAGCUUCCCGACCCCCGGCUCUGUUAUCGGCAUGGACUUCGCCGGCACCGUCGUCCGCGUAGCAGACGAAGGGACACAGACAGGCAUCGCACCCGGCAGUGUUGUGUGUGGAGCCGUUCAGGGGUCCAACCCGGCCGCACCAGACAACGGUGCCUUUGCCGAGUACUUGAGAGCACCGGCCGACUUGCUAAUGCGCGUGCCGUCGUCGCCGUCACUGCAGGCCCGGCCUGAUGGCAGAGACAGCAAUGCUAUGAUCCAAGCCGCCGCGACAAUGGGCACAGCACUGGCAACGUGCAUCCUUGCUCUCUGGGGCAGCGACACCCUAGAUCUCCUCCCUUCCACGCCAGACACGCCCUCACAGGCGACGCCCCCCACCCCGGUGCUCGUGUACGGCGGAAGCACGGCGACGGGCUCCAUGGCGAUCCAGCUGCUCCGCCUGUCCGGGUUCAGCCCCAUCGCGACCUGUUCCCCACACAACUUCGAGCUGGUGCGCGCCCGGGGCGCGAGCGCGGUCUUUGACUACGCCGCCGAGGGCGUCGCGUCGGCCAUCCGCGAGCACACGGGCUGCCGCCUCAGGUAUGCGCUCGAUUGCAUCGCGGACGCCGAGAGCGUGGCCUGCUGCUACACUGCCAUACAACGGGCGGGCGGGCGUUACACGUCGCUCGAGCUGGUCGGCGACGAGCUCCUGAGCCGUCGACGGGCAGUGCGGCCGUCUUUCAUCAUGGCGCCCGAGGUGUUCGGGGAGGAGCUGAAGUUGCCAGGAGGUUAUGGGAAGCCCGCGAGCCUGGAAAAACGCCAGCUGGCGGUGCGGUUCUUUGCCAUCUUUCAACGGUUGCUGGACGAAGGGAAGCUAAAAUUCCACCCCAUAGAGCUGCUAGAAGGCGGGUUUGAAAGUGUAGUGGAUGGUCUGUCACUAUUAAAGAGUGGUGCCUUGUCUGGUAAGAAGUUAGUAGCUGUCGUGUAA